AUGAGCAAAAAUCGAACACUUAUAAACCAUGAUGGCCCAUUAAUCGAAAAAAAGAAUUCUAUAAAUAAGUCGGAAGACGGAGGUUAUAUAUCUAAUGAAUCAUAUAAUAGCUCGGAGUUUGUGUUUAAUUUUAAGAAUAAUAUUACAGAUUGUUUUGAAGAAAAAAAUAAGGGAUUAUUUAAACUUUCUUUUGAUAAGAAAUGUUAUGAAUCGGAUAACAUUGAUGACAAUAUAAUGGAUGAUAUGCAUAACAAAACAUAUUCUAAAAAUUAUAAGAAUAAAGACAUAGAUAAACCUGAUUUCGUAAAAGAUGGAAAAAAACAGUUAUCUGGAGAAAAGGAUGAAAUAAUAAAUAACCUAAAAAGACAUAUAAUUUAUGUGACAAACAAAUUUGAAAAAAAGUUAAAUAAUCUAGAAAACAUUCAAAAGGAUAACUUCCAAUUAGAGCAAAUAUAUAAAAAUAAAUAUUAUUUGGAUAUGAAAAAAGAAAAAAUGAAAAAUGUCCAAAUUAUGUUUGAAAAUGAUGAACUCCUUAAGAAAGUUCAUUAUUAUGAUGAGUUGCUUCAAAAAUUAAAACAAAAAAUUCGAUGUAUUUUUAAGGAUAUGUAUGCUCUUAUUGGAUGCUUCGAAAUUAGUGAAAAUAUUAACUUUAUGUUGAACAACAUGAAAGAUAUUUCAUUACUCAUAGAAUCUAUGAAACAUAUUAAAUUUGAGCACAAUGAAUAUAAUAGAGAUAAAGAGGCCAAGUUACUAAUUAAUAAUUUUGAUGAUAUAAAAGAUGAAUACAGAGAAAAGGAAGAGAAUCAUUCUAUAAAACAAUCGUACCGAUCAGUAAAUACAUCUAAUAAAAACAAAAAUUAUAAUUCGAAUUAUGAAACUAAAAAAAAAGGCAAAAGACAAAAUAAUUGUGUUAAUAAGGACGUGUGCCUACGAAGUGAUUCAUUUCUAAGAUGUGAAAAUUCACAAAGUAAAAAAAUAAAUAUAGUUGACUCUGUAAAUCAUUAUAAGAAACCAAUUAAAUAUAAAUAUAGUAUAAAAAGAAAAGGUAACAACACAAACUUGAAAAGUGGGCAUAUCAAUAAUGCUAUAAAUGCAAAAAAAAAAGACAAAAUAUCAAAUUUUACAAUAGAACUUAAAAAUGUCCCCCUUGAAAAUUCUGAUAACAUACUGAGUUUGUUGAGGAAAACAAGAACAUUUAAUUAUCUAUUAAGAAAUUCGUUUAAACAUGGAAUAGAAAAGGACAUAUCUUAA
Plasmodium vinckei vinckei is the source of this 1251-nucleotide messenger RNA. Its product is annotated as conserved Plasmodium protein, unknown function. The coding region runs from base 1 to 1251 and encodes 416 amino acids. Lineage: Eukaryota; Apicomplexa; Aconoidasida; Haemosporida; Plasmodiidae. The record is from RefSeq and is a predicted model, not a curated record. The transcript has a single exon.